This is a messenger RNA of Trichogramma pretiosum, 1035 nucleotides long. RefSeq names its product cytidine deaminase-like. The coding region runs from base 368 to 859 and encodes 163 amino acids. Gene Ontology annotation, cellular component: cytosol. The transcript has 2 exons. The record is from RefSeq and is a predicted model, not a curated record. Gene Ontology annotation, molecular function: cytidine deaminase activity; zinc ion binding. Lineage: Eukaryota; Metazoa; Arthropoda; Insecta; Hymenoptera; Trichogrammatidae.
UACUAGCAUUAUAAUAAGGCCGCUUGUAUGCAAGGCAAGCAAAAAUUGCAAUAGGUUAUUGUUGCCAGCAGCAGUCAGCAGACUGCGACAGUGUGCAGUUUUCGUUUGAAAACUGCUGGCCAAACGAGUGCCUAUAUAAUCUUUGAUCUCUGCUUUGAUUUCUAAAGAAAUUGAAUCAAAACAGAGGGGGAUAGCAACAAGUCCGAAUCUCGACUUGUACAUACAUAUCUGAUAGUAUUGAAAUCGUAAACAUAGAAGCUUUGCUAUUCUGCUCGCGAGUUCCCAAAGGAAAUUAAAAUUCAUCUGGCGUUGAGUCGCGCGUAUACUUCUCACUAGUGCACACACAGCAUCUCCUAGACUCAACCAAAUGUUAUCUGACAACACAGUUCCAUUUUCAAAACUCGAUGGGAAAGCCCAGGAGCUGCUGAUGGCCGCGAGCGCGGGCCGCAAACAAGCCUACGUGCCGUACUCGAGAUUCGCGGUCGGAGCCGCCCUGCGCUGCCGGGACGAGGCGCAGACGAUAGUCGCCGGCUGCAACGUCGAGAGCUGCUCGUAUCCGGUGUCGAUCUGCGCCGAGCGGACGGCCCUCACCAAGGCCGUGAGCGAGGGCAAGCGACACUUCUCGGGCCUGGGCGUCGUCGCCGAGCGGGUCGAGGGUCGCCUCACCAGUCCCUGCGGCAUGUGUCGCCAGAUGGUCCUCGAGUUCGCCCAAGAUUGCCCGGUCUACAUAAGCUCGCCCGAGCUCGAUCAAGUGCUCGUCACGACGACCAGCCAACUUCUUCCUCAUGCCUUUGCACCUCCGAAAUCCUCCCUCGUGCUGACCGCUUGUCGAUCCACGACCGACGACUGCCAGCAAUGACGCCUCGAUUCACCGUUCGACGCGUGCUGUAUACGCCUUCUUCGCGGCUCCGAAAAUUGCAUUUUUCAUCCGUCGCCUUAAUUACUUUCUGUUUUUGUUUAUUUAUAUAAUUCUUUAACGUUAUCAGUUGUUUUCUAUUCGCAAAUAAACUGUCAAAAACACAUUAUUAUGUCGAA